Molecule: messenger RNA, 3501 nt
Organism: Rattus norvegicus (Norway rat)
Lineage: Eukaryota; Metazoa; Chordata; Mammalia; Rodentia; Muridae
Gene: Abce1
Product: ATP binding cassette subfamily E member 1
Biological process (GO): translational termination; ribosome disassembly; rescue of stalled cytosolic ribosome
Cellular component (GO): cytosolic ribosome; cytoplasm; cytosol
Molecular function (GO): ribonucleoside triphosphate phosphatase activity; ATP binding; CTPase activity
Source: RefSeq, a predicted model, not a curated record
GCACGCGCACUACGCUCUCAUGCCUUGCGCGAGGCGGCGGCUGUGCACCGCCAUCUUGGCCGGUGGCGGUAAGAACACGCUGUGUGCUAAGACCUGACGGCUAGCCCUGCUUUGGCUACUGCACGGCCCAUUGGAAGGGGACCGUUGUCUCCAGAGCUGGAUAUUCUGUGUUACAAUUAUGGCAGACAAGUUAACAAGAAUCGCUAUUGUCAACCACGACAAAUGCAAACCUAAAAAAUGUCGACAGGAGUGCAAAAAAAGUUGCCCCGUAGUCCGGAUGGGAAAAUUAUGCAUAGAGGUUACACCCCAGAGCAAAAUAGCAUGGAUUUCUGAAACUCUUUGUAUUGGUUGUGGUAUUUGUAUUAAGAAAUGUCCCUUUGGCGCCUUAUCAAUUGUCAAUUUGCCAAGCAACUUGGAAAAAGAAACAACACAUCGCUAUUGUGCCAAUGCCUUCAAGCUUCACAGGUUGCCUAUCCCUCGUCCAGGUGAAGUUUUGGGAUUAGUUGGAACUAAUGGUAUUGGAAAGUCAACUGCUCUAAAAAUUUUAGCCGGAAAGCAAAAGCCAAACCUUGGAAAGUAUGAUGAUCCGCCUGAUUGGCAAGAGAUUUUGACUUAUUUCCGUGGAUCUGAAUUACAAAAUUACUUCACCAAGAUUCUAGAAGAUGACCUAAAAGCCAUUAUCAAACCUCAAUAUGUAGAUCAAAUUCCCAAGGCAGCAAAGGGGACAGUGGGCUCUAUUCUGGACCGAAAAGAUGAAACAAAGACACAGGCAGUCGUCUGUCAGCAGCUAGAUCUGACUCACCUGAAGGAACGGAACGUGGAAGAUCUCUCCGGAGGGGAGCUGCAGAGAUUCGCUUGUGCCGUGGUUUGCAUACAGAAGGCUGACAUUUUUAUGUUUGAUGAACCUUCUAGUUACCUUGAUGUCAAGCAACGUUUAAAGGCUGCCAUUACUAUUCGAUCUCUAAUAAAUCCAGAUAGAUACAUCAUUGUGGUGGAGCAUGAUCUAAGUGUACUAGACUAUCUGUCUGACUUCAUCUGCUGUCUGUAUGGUGUGCCAAGUGCUUAUGGUGUUGUCACUAUGCCUUUUAGUGUGAGAGAAGGCAUAAAUAUAUUUUUGGAUGGCUAUGUUCCAACAGAGAACUUGAGGUUCAGGGAUGCAUCACUUGUCUUUAAGGUAGCUGAGACAGCAAAUGAAGAAGAAGUUAAAAAGAUGUGCAUGUAUAAAUACCCCGGGAUGAAGAAGAAGAUGGGCGAGUUCGAGCUAGCAAUUGUAGCUGGAGAGUUCACUGACUCAGAAAUCAUGGUGAUGCUGGGGGAAAACGGUACAGGUAAAACCACAUUUAUCAGAAUGCUUGCUGGAAGGCUUAAGCCAGACGAAGGAGGAGAAGUACCAGUUCUAAAUGUCAGUUAUAAGCCACAGAAAAUCAGUCCCAAAUCAACAGGAAGUGUUCGCCAGUUACUACAUGAAAAGAUCAGAGAUGCUUACACUCAUCCACAGUUUGUGACUGACGUAAUGAAGCCCCUACAAAUUGAAAACAUCAUUGACCAAGAGGUGCAGACGUUGUCUGGUGGUGAACUGCAGCGUGUAGCUUUAGCCCUUUGUCUGGGCAAGCCUGCUGACGUCUAUUUAAUUGACGAGCCAUCUGCAUAUUUGGAUUCUGAGCAAAGAUUAAUGGCAGCUCGGGUCGUCAAACGUUUCAUUCUCCAUGCAAAGAAGACAGCUUUUGUUGUAGAGCAUGACUUCAUCAUGGCCACCUACCUAGCAGAUCGCGUCAUCGUUUUUGAUGGUGUUCCUUCUAAGAACACAGUUGCAAACAGUCCUCAGACUCUUUUGGCUGGCAUGAACAAAUUUUUGUCUCAGCUCGAAAUUACGUUCAGAAGAGACCCCAACAAUUACAGACCGAGGAUAAAUAAGCUCAAUUCAAUCAAGGAUGUAGAACAAAAGAAGAGUGGAAACUACUUUUUCUUGGAUGAUUAGAUUGAAUCUGAACUUAUCAAUAAGCCAUUUACUUACUGGGAUUUUUAUCAUAUAAAACUUUAAUCAGGUUUUAUGGCCCCACAUACUCUGGAGCUUGAAGUAUGAUUUUCUUAAUGUGACAUCGAAAGCCAGUUGUCUUGUGAAGUCUUGUUUAAGAGCUAUUCUGUUCUUAACAUUAAACCUUUGUGCAUACCACACUAACAUGGAGACAUUUCAAAUAUCACUUACCUCCAGAUUAUCACGAUCUGUGGGGAGAUUUUCAGUUGUGUAUUAUAUUCAUGUACCAGAUCCUUCCUGGUGUUGCCCAUCUUUGAAAUCUUGCAUACAAUCUGCACUUGCCUGUUUGCUAAGUGUACCAGUCUAAUGGACUGCCCUCGUCUACAAGCCAGUCACAAACUUACUGCUGCAGUCCGUCCGAAGCACCAGGGCUGCAUCUGCUACUUGGUUCAGUCUGUGCACUGUGUUUUCUAUCAGUGUGUGCUUCUGAGGAACGGUGUCUGCUACAAACACCGUUGUUGAAAGAUGUUUAUGACCAACUUAUGCAUUGUUUUUAAUGGGUUUUUGGUGCUUUUGAACAUUUGUCAAAAAUUAUUUCAGUACCCUAAUUUAACUGGUUUUUUUUUUUGUUCUUACAUUCUACAAGCUCUAUAACAACAUUCACAGUAAUGUUACUUUUAUAAAUAUAUAUAUAAUCACUGAUCAAGAUUAGGGAGAAAACAUUUCUGAAGAAUAUUUGCUUCCUGUAAAACCAUAGGCUUGGGCUGAGGAGAUGGUUCAAUCAGUAAAGUACAAGCCACUCAUUCUUGAGAACCGCAUGUGAGACUUAGUGGGACUCGCUAAUACCAGCCAAUCUGGGAGUGAGGUCAAGCAGAUCCAUACAGCUCACUGGCCGGCCAGCCUAACAGUGCUCUGGCCCCAACACAGUGUACACACACACACACACACACACACACACACACACACACACACACACACACCCUACAGAUACAGUCUUUAUAGUUGGUGCCUACGUAUCUGGAUUUUAGGGGUUUAGUUUUGUUUUAUUUUGAGACAGUGUGUCCUACAGCCCAAAUUGGCCUCAAAUUAGUUAUUGAAUUUCUCAGCCCAUGCCUAGGCUUAGGUUACGCAGUACUGAGGAUCAAGCCCAAGGCUUGGUGUGUCCUAGGCAAGCACUCUAACAACUGAGCUACAUCCCAGCCCUACAUGUUUCUAGACUACAGCAGCCAAGGACACCCUUAACCCCUGCGGGGAGCCUGGGCAAAGGCAGUAAGGCGUCCAUUGCUGCACUGCGCACGCACAUGUAGGUUUAUGCCCAACUGGAAUUAUAAGGGCCGUGGACUACAACCAACAAUGCAAGCAGAACUUUAAAUAACAGAUCUUGAUUAAUUUGGAAACAAUGAUAGUUUGUUCUGAGUGCAACUCAUUAGGCCUUCUAAAAAUGAAUUUAUAUAUAAUCCAUAAAUAUCUGUUGUAAAAGAACGCAAAUCUGCAGAAGUAUAUGGAAUAAAAACUCUCCUUCAUCA